GGGGCGCCGGCCCCGACCCCGACGGCAGUUGCGCCAGAUCACCCCAUCGCCGCAGCCGGCACUACCGCUGCGCCCGGGACGCCGCAGCGGCAGAACGAGCAGUCGGCGUUCCUCUCGCAGCUGGCCGCAGUCUCCCCGCGCACGCAGAGCCGCAUGAUCGAGGCCGCGAUGGGGGCCGCCCGGCCGGCGUGCAGCGCCGCGGCGGGGCCGGCGGCGGCGACCCCGCCGCCCGCCGCCAGCGGCGCAGCCAGGGGCUCGCUCACGGUCGAAGGGGGCCCCAACGCGGACGUAGGCGGCAUCGUCGGCGGCUCAUACACCACGCUGUCCCAGAGCCACGGAAUGCCGACGUACUUCAGGGACUUUUGGGACGAGCGUGACGGGGAGCAGUUCUGCGGCUGGUGGUUCGGGCACCAGCUGGGAGGAGACCACGCGUGGGCACGCUGCCCAGGGCGGGCCCCCACGCCGCCUCAGACAGGAUGGAGGGCCCCGUGCGACGGGCCCAUUGACCCAACCUUCGUCGUGACCACCCAGCCGCAAGGACCUUCGCUGGAGGCCCCACCCCGCGCGCAGCCAUCCUACUCCGCGGAGGCCGCGAAUGAGGGCCGCAGCGCGACGAGGCCAGCCAGCAGUCCGAUGGCCUCAUGCGAUGGCCCCGCGGGACCCGGGGCCGCGCAGCCCAGCCAGCCGCAUGCACCUGCAAGCUCCCGCCAGUCCAAGCCCUCCCCGACAGCAGGAGUCCCAGACCUGUCGACGGCAGACCACCCCACAAUGCGAUGGGACGCCCGGCCCCCCCACGACCCGGCAGCCAUCCUGAUCGAGCAGUCGAGCCCGAAUUGGCAGCCGAUGGCCGCGAAUAGCGUCAUCGAGUUUUCCUUCGCCCCGGACGGGAGCUUGGGCCGCGACGCCCAACUCUGGGACUUCGACCGCACCUUGGCGCACGCGGGGAUCUAUGUUCACGAAGUGUACGCUGGGGCCCAGUGGGAGGCGCGCACCAACGCGUGGGGCGGGGCCGGCACGAUCUACGCGCCCGCUGUCCGAACGAGCCAGGGGGUCACCAUCAAUUCGUGGCAGUCCCGUGAUGGCCGCCCCCGCUGCGACGGGAAAACACCCCUGGGCGUUCCCCGCGUGGCCUCCCGGGGCGACGGCCCACGGGCGGACCAUCGAAGGCAGGCAAACAGAGCGAUGGUCCAACAGGGGCGGCGCAACCAGGAAGACGUGCAGCGCAGGGCGCGCCAGCGGCGCCUGGCCGGCAAAGUCCUCGUGCUCCGUGGGCAGACGUUCUUCCGCUCAGAUGCCGCCGACCGUCAGGGUGCGUGGCCAGGGGUCUGGGACCUGCUGGACGAGCACAUCGGUGUCGAUCCGGAACGUCCCGCCACGCCACACUAUGCCAUGGCCGCUCGUCCUCCGGACUGGCGUCACCCCAUCGAUCAGCAGCGACGGCCGCGCGCGGCGAUCGAGGACGCGGAGCGGCUCCUCCAGACAAGGGCGGGAGCGACGUACCCGGCCAUGGAGGUGGUCUAUGGGGAACCCGGCCAGAAAGCCCGCGCCCUCCAGACCCCGCCAGCCGCCGACCCCGGGGGUGCAGCGCCGACAGAGGACCGGGAAGCAGCCACCGCUCACCAGCGGCUGGGUGAGGAACUGGCCCGCGCAGGGGCCGCCGCGCACAUGGGCGCCCUCGAGGGGCUCCCGACGCUGGCGCGGCCGUGGUCGCCGGACGCCCACGGGCGCGACGUCGAGUGCUGGGCAAGGGGCGUGGCGGCUGACGUCGACCACCUGCUUGACGAGAAGCCCCGGACGUGCUCUACCCCACUGGUCGGCUUGCCCCCAGGCCUAUACGGCGCGGCAGAGGCGCUGACCGCGGCAUUACACGCAUCCGCCACCGCCGCGGGCCAGCUGGCCGAGGGCCGCCGCGGCCGACGGAGCCAGGGCCCGAGCGCCACCCUCGGGUCAAGCGCGCACGCAGGCCCCCUGCGCGUGGUGCCGCACGCCGCAGACCCAGCAGCAACACAGGCGGCGAGUGGCUGGACUCUUGGCGGGGUUAGCGCUGGCCUGUCUGGCGGCGCAAACCUACAGGGCACGGGCAUCCCCACCCAUCGGUGGGGGGACAAGGGCACCCUCAUGACGGCGCUCGACGUUGAGUUCUUUCUCAGCACCGCGUGCCGCCUCCUGCCUGGCAUCGACUUAAGCCGCCACGUCCCCGACUUCCCCUUCGAAGCGAUGGGCCCCGCCACCGCGAAAUACGGGGCGGUCGUGGGAUUCCGGCAUCACGAGGCACGUGUGCCGAUUGAAUGGCGUAGCGGGGAGACAGAUACCGACCGCAUCCAGUGGCAUGUAGCUGAUGGAGAGGUACUCAUCGGGGGGUUCGCCAUCCCGCCGAAGGGGCCCGAGGCGCCAGAAGAAUCCCGCCGCGAGCUCGUGGACGCGCUGUUCUCGCAGUACGACAGGAUCUGGCGCAUCCGCCCUGAACUGUCACUCGCGGUGGCAUACGGCAACCUCAACCCCAGCCCCUCCCUGGAGAAGCAUUACCGACGUCACCUCACCGCCCGGGGACUGAGGGACCUCGUCCCAGACACCGUCGCCACGCAUGUCCGCGGGCGCCGCCUGGACGUCGCGUGGACCACGGACCCCGCCCGCGUCGCCGCGGUGGUGCACAACGGGGAGGAGUGCCGCGCAUCGGGCUGCACGAGGCAACGCCGUGGGAAGCACGUCGAGCUCUUCGGGUGCCACGACCUGGACCACUACCCGGUCGCCCUGACAGGCCUUCAGACGCGUGCCCCCGCAGGCGCGACGAGUAGGAGCGGCCGCGCUGCCCGCUGCGUAUUCAGCAAAGAGCCGGGCGAUUGGUCAGUCGCCCUGAGGGCCCUGGAGCCGAGCUCCGCCGAUAGUCUCAACACGGGGGGCACGUGGCGGACUGCCCCGGACGACGCGCUCCUGGCAUCUGCGGAGCUUGCGGCAUGGCUUCGGCGUGCCUCUUGCUACCUGGACGCGGUGACGGGCGGCCUCCUGUGGCUCGCGCCGCCGAGCAGCGCCCCCCUCGCGGCGGACGCCAUCCAGGCGACGCGGCGGCGGCAGGCCGAGCGAGCCAACGCCCUGGCCCGCGCACGCGCGGCACGGUACAUCCAGCUCGCCGAGCAGGACCCCACGGCAGCGGAGCAGUACCUCACGAAGCUCUCCGGACAGCACGGCCUGGGCCUCCCGCAGAUCAUGGAGGACAGCAGCGUGCCAGGCGCCUUCAGGAGAGGCGACGACGCCCUGGCAGGCGCGGCGCAGUACAUUCGUCAGAGAGGGUGCGGUCGGGAGGCGGACUUCACGCCCCGCCACAGGGACCACCUCAGGCGUGAGGAGCGCCGCUCCCGAGAUCCCCACGCCUCUCUACGCCAGCAGUGGCGGCAGGAGUGGGCGCGGGACCACCGCCCUUACACUGAAGAAGACCUCCGAGACGCCUGCGACCGGAUCAAGGUCGGAAAGGCCAGCGCAGGAUUGCCGUACGCCUUCAUCAAAGAGAUGUCCCAGGGACAGGGGGGGCUCCUCCUGCGCGUGCAACACUUCGCCCGGUUUCUUAUGGUAAUCCCCGGCCGGUGGAAAGACCAGCCGACUUUUCACAAGCGGAAACAGGGGAAGCCACAACAGCAGUACCCGAGCUACCGCACCCUUUCCACGAACACCGUGGAAUUCGGAGUGGCCGCGGAACUGUGGGCGCACCACGAGCACGCACUUUGGCUUUCCGCGGGGGACUGCCAACUGGGCAGGGGAGAAUUUCUCAUCGCAGUCCUGCUCGGCGUCGAGACGCGGCUCAUACGCGCAGACCUGGGCCUGCCCAUCGCCGAGGCCUUCACAGACCUUGCGGAGGCGUUCGACACGAUACACGCCCCAGCGAUGCUCCACGGCUCCCAGGUCCGCGUGGUCUCGGGCGAGGCGCAGGCUGCCCCAGUCGCCCUUACGGACGGAAUGCCCGAAGGACGGCGCCUCGCCACAGCCUUCUUCGUCGCGGCGGCCAGGGCCUUCAGGGCGGCCGCUGGCCCCGAUUGCGGCGGCGUCGGGCUCGACCCCCCCGCCGAGGCGGCCACCGCCUUCCACCUCGCGGCCCACGAGGAGACUGGCGGGUGCCGCCAGAGCAACCAGACCUGGGAGGCCGCCGUGCGCGCAGCCCCCUCCCACGCGGACCAAUGCGCCCUCCUGGACGCCGCCUCCACCCUGCGGGUCGGCCUCACGCAGUAUAUGGACGACAACGUGCACAGGGCCAGCUCCAGGGGCGGCCUCGACCUCUGCAUCCAGCGCAUCACAGAGGCAGCCCAGUCGGUCCGAGGUGAGCUCCGCGUCGGGCCUGGGAAGACGGAGUGCAUCAGCAACGGGAUCGCGGCUGACGCCCGCAUGAUAGGCCUCCUCAGGCAGGUCGAAAACCGGGCGCAGGGAGGCUGGGCCAGCGCGCUCACGGCCAUCGAGCACCUCGGCCUGCCCACCGCUGCCGCGCCGGCCGCCCUGCGCACGCGGACCACCCCGCGAGCAUGCCAUGGGGCGGCCCUGCUCAUCGUUCGUGGCGAUUGGGAGCGCCGUGUUGACGCCAUCCCGGACCGAUGGAUUUCACGGCUGCUUGACCUCUCUCAGCCGGUGCCGCGCAUCGCCCUCCUCCGCGAAGGCGGGCUCGCAUGGCGGCUGAGCACCAGCACCCUCCGCCACGCCUUCGGCCUCCACGCCCGCGCGCAGGCGCCCCCACAGGCGGCGCACCCGGCCCGCGUCCUGCGAGCGGCCCGCGAGUGCCAGGGCACGUGGACGGCGGCGCUCGAGCACUACGCGAGCGACCUGGCCGCCCCCCUCUUCGCCGAGUGGGCGCGCGGCGCCCUCGCCCAGGACACCCACGCCCUGAGCGGCCCAGCGAGGAGGCGGGCGACCCGCCGCUACCUCCGCGAGGCCGGCGACCCAGGGCUGCAGGCGCGCGAGGACGAAUGGCUCGCGGCCCAGCGCGCGCUCUACCCAGCCCGGGGCGUGCGCAGCAUGCCGGAGGUCAGCGACCUGGCCCUGGUCUCUCAUACCGUCCGCCCCUGGGCACAGCUGCGGCUACAAGGCCGCUUCACGUCCCACGGCGGCCUGGCGGCGCCCUGCCGGUGGUGCGGCGCCGUGGCCCCGGUGGACGGCAGCCACCUCGGGGAGUGCCCACAGGCUGCCCGCGCCGCUCAGGACGCAGCCGCGGGCGCCCCAUGGGAGGGGGACAGCGCGGCAGAGCUGCGGCGCCGGUGCCACGAGGACGCGGACGUCCUCACGGCGAUCACAGUAGCCGGGCGCCUCGCG
Molecule: messenger RNA, 5286 nt
Organism: Prorocentrum cordatum
Lineage: Eukaryota; Dinophyceae; Prorocentrales; Prorocentraceae
Source: the annotation of a GenBank genome assembly